Messenger RNA from Dryobates pubescens (Downy woodpecker), 696 nucleotides. RefSeq names its product CD8 subunit alpha (gene CD8A). NCBI's taxonomy places the organism in Eukaryota, Metazoa, Chordata, Aves, Piciformes, Picidae. The transcript is spliced from 6 exons. The coding region runs from base 1 to 696 and encodes 231 amino acids. The record is from RefSeq and is a predicted model, not a curated record.
AUGGCCAGGACUCCCCUCCUGCUGCUGCUGCUCGGCCUGGAGCUCGCAGGCUGCUCUGGGAUCCACGGCCGGGAGCAGAGCGUAAGGAUCCGGUUCGGUGGCAGCACCGCGGGGCCCCAGCAGGCGGGCCAGCGCCUGGAGCUGGAGUGUGUGCCUGACAGGAGGGACGCUGGCGUGCUCUGGAUCCGCCAGGACAAGGAGGAGGCCCUGCACUUCAUUGCCUACAUCUCUUACAUGAGCAAAGCCACAUUUGAGGGGAACCAGAGGACAUCCUCACGCUUCGAGGUGAAGAGGGCCAUGAGCUCCUACCAGCUGGUGGUGAGGGCUUUCCAGCCGCAUGAUGAGGGCACAUACUUCUGCCUGGUGAACAGCAACCAAGUGCUGUACUUCAGCACUGGCCUGCCUGCCUUCUUCCCAGUCACCACCACCACAGCACCUCCCACCACCCAGCACGGCACCACCACACAGGACUCCUGCCUGAGGACCACAGAUCCAGGCACCAGCAGAGAGGAGCUGAAUUUCUUCUGUGACCUCUUGAUCUGGGUUCCCUUGGCAGGUGCCUCCCUCCUGCUGGCCAUCGCCCUGACGCUCACCCUCGCACUGUGCCAGCAGACCAGGAGCCGAAGAUGCAGAUGUAAGAGGCCUGCACACAGGACGCCCCAGGUGAAGCCGGGCACGCCGAGCCGGCACGCCUAG